Molecule: messenger RNA, 2350 nt
Organism: Exaiptasia diaphana
Lineage: Eukaryota; Metazoa; Cnidaria; Anthozoa; Actiniaria; Aiptasiidae
Product: histamine H2 receptor
Exons: 2
Coding region: 171-1214 (347 amino acids)
Biological process (GO): G protein-coupled receptor signaling pathway
Cellular component (GO): membrane
Molecular function (GO): G protein-coupled receptor activity
Source: RefSeq, a predicted model, not a curated record
AUCGAAACUAAUGUGAUCCUAACAUAUUGAGGGGAGAAAAAGGAUACGACGCGCGCGUCGGGGGAGAAAASACUGGAAAAUCGAUGAACGCAUUGACACCAUAGUCCGCUUUGUAGACAGGCCAUAUCGAUAUAAAGGCAAAGAGUCCAACUACUGCAAGACAACACACGAUGCCCGAUUGCCGAGUCCCAGCACCCAUUGAGCUUUCUUUCUCUACAGCAGCCAUUUCAAUACUCUUCUCGUUGCUAACAAUCCCUGGCAACAUCCUAGUAUGCCUAUCAGUGUUCAUCGACCCUUAUAAUAAACUACGCACUCCAUUCAACUUUUUCAUCGUCAACCUCGCUCUGGCUGACUUGACAGUUGGGUUAAUAACUGAACCUAUGUCAGCRGUGUAUCACUUUAGAGAGGGCCUGGGACUGCAGUUCGCUGAGCUGCAAAAAGCGCACCAUUACUUAUACUUCACGACUUGCACUGCUUCGAUACUAAGCCUCGGGGUGCUAACCGCUGAAAGGUAUACCGCAGCCGCAUCUACGCAGAGCUACCGCUCCAGACAGACAGUAUCGAGUAGGAAUUACGUCUUGACAAGUGUGGUUAUUUGGAUCAUUUCGUUCUUGGUAUCAGCGAUUUAUUUCAUUGUUGGGCCUCUUAUUCAGUCAAUUGUAUUCACCGCSACGGCYAUCGCUGCUACAUUUGUGAUUUUGAUCUUUACCUACCAGAGAAUCUUCAUGGUUUUGAGAGCGCAUAGCUGCGAACAUAAAKCUCGUUUAAAGCARGASASUGAGGAUCAGAGACAGGCAAAACUCGCGCUUAAGAUAAUCRCAAGRGAAAAGAAGGUGACGCGCGUGUUUGCGCUCUUAUUGCUGUGCUACAUGUGUUGCUUCACACCAGCUUGYGCGAUCAUCUUUGCUAUGAAUUUCUGCGAGAUAUGCUCGUGUGAGGUGAUYCAUUGGUUGAGAGAUGUGCAGUUUUGGUUUGUGUUGCUCAAUUCUGUCGUCAAUCCUUAUCUCUACGCCUUUAGAAUUCCUUAUUUUAAACGAGCWAUUAGUUAUAUUUUAAGAUGUCAUUGUGAAAGUCAUCGCGUCAACCAUUCUAAUAGCAUAAAUAGCCAAACUGACACGCAAAAAUCAGACACUGAAAAUGCCCAUUUGCAAUUUGACAGUGCCGUCAAGACUAGGGUUAGGUUUGCAGCCUCUAUCAACAUUUGCUGUGACUAGCUUAAAACAUUUGACCACAAACUCCACGGACUUCAUACGUAAGGUACGUAAGGUACGUAAGGUACGUAAGGUACGUACGUAUCACCGGUAGUGAAUCCUCAUCGUCCUUUUCUAAAGAAUUUCUUCUGAAAACUACUGAAGUUUAUUGGGUUGAAUAGCCUAGGGGGAGCAUACCUACACACAGUUUACUGGUACGUAUACGCCCGUAAAUUCAAAACGUAACGUAUGUAUUCAGUAGUAUUGAACAUGAAUACUCUAGGUAUACGUCAAGUAUACUGGUACGUAUAMGCCCGUAAAUUCAGUACGUAAUACAUGCAUUCAAUGAUAUAGAAUAUGAAUACCGACUCAAUACAUCAAGUAUACUGUUACGUAUAAGCUCGUAAAUUCACUACGUAACGCAUGCAUUCAAUAGUACUGAAUAUGAAUACUCUAGGUAUACGUCAAGUAUACUGGUACGUAUACGCCCGUAAAUUCACUACGUAACGUAUGCAUUCAGUAGGGUUCAAUAUUCUCCAACAAGCUAUAGAAUUCAGAGGUAAAGUGGCACCUCUAUUUAGCGGCCUAUGAUUAAGUGGCCACCCUCUCUUAAACGCCCACAAUAAAAAAAAUCCUAAAACCUAUAUUCAUGCACCCUCUAUUAAGCGACCAAACUUUAUAAAACAGCCGGUUUUUAGGGUGACCGCUUAACAGAGGUACCACUCCAUAAUCUUGAUAAAGUGAUUUUUUGAAAUGCAUCUGAAAAGAAAAAGAUUAUGUGUGAUUUGUACUAAUCGAUCUGAACAAAAGAAUACAAAGAGGUMUGAUGUUUUAUCUAAGUACAUCAUUACGACAGACAAUCACUUUAUUUACUUAACUAUUCAAAUAUAGAUAUAUGUGACAAAAACCUUUCAGAACGUCAUUCUCAAGUUAUUAAACUUCGCCUAUAAUGAAACGUUUACAUUUUUCUUGCUCAACUUAAAAACAAGUUCCAUAUCGACUGUCUUAUUAAUAUAUGAUAAAAACCCUGGAACAGUUUCUCUUUACGCCUCAUUUGUUAUAUUAGUGUAUAUUUACUUUUCGUGUUAUAGUCAAACAGGAUGUGUAGAAUAGAAACAUUGACUGGCAUGGUGUAGGUGUAUUUAUUUAGAAACCAUAAU